Messenger RNA from Propithecus coquereli (Coquerel's sifaka), 1860 nucleotides. RefSeq names its product 2-hydroxyacyl-CoA lyase 1 (gene HACL1). Gene Ontology annotation, molecular function: magnesium ion binding; catalytic activity; thiamine pyrophosphate binding. The record is from RefSeq and is a predicted model, not a curated record. Bases 81 to 1739 code for a protein of 552 amino acids. NCBI's taxonomy places the organism in Eukaryota, Metazoa, Chordata, Mammalia, Primates, Indriidae. Gene Ontology annotation, cellular component: peroxisome. Gene Ontology annotation, biological process: fatty acid alpha-oxidation. The transcript is spliced from 16 exons.
UGUCUUCGGGUUGGUUUUGCCUGGUCUCGGUGUCAGCUCGGCUGUCAGCUGCGACAGUGCCUUGGCCUUUUAGGUGGAAGAUGCCGGAAAGCAACUUAGCAGAGCGCAGCUACAGAAGUGAGGGGCAGGUGUCUGGUGCUAAAGUCAUCGCCCAGGCCCUGAAAACCCAAGGUGUGGAGUACAUGUUUGGCAUUGUAGGCAUCCCAGUAACCGAAAUCGCCGUUGCUGCCCAGGAGCUGGGCAUCAGGUACAUCGGAAUGAGGAAUGAGCAAGCGGUGAGUAUGGAUGCAGAUGCCUAUGGGACAUCCCAGCCCUUGCUUGUGAUUGGUGGUUCCUCUGAAAGAAAUCAAGAAACGAUGGGAGCUUUCCAGGAGUUUCCUCAGAUUGAAGCUUGUAGAUUAUAUAGCAAGUUCUCUGCCCGGCCAACCAGCAUAGAAGCUAUUCCUUCUGUUAUUGAAAAGGCAGUGAGAAGCAGUAUCUAUGGCCGUCCGGGUGCUUGCUAUGUUGACAUCCCUGCAGAUUUUGUGAAUCUCCAGGUGAAUGUGAAUUCUGUAAAGUACACGGAGUGCUGCAUGUCGCCUCCUGUUAGCAUGGCAGAAACCCCUGCUGUAUGUAUGGCAGCAUCAGUUAUUAGGAAUGCCAAACAGCCCCUUCUUAUCAUCGGGAAAGGUGCUGCCUAUGCUCAUGCAGAGGAGAAUAUCAGGAAAUUGGUGGAGCAGUGUAAAUUGCCAUUUUUGCCCACCCCUAUGGGGAAGGGUGUGGUCCCUGACAACCAUCCAAACUGCGUAGGCGCAGCCAGAUCCAGGGCUUUGCAGUUUGCCGAUGUAAUCGUGUUACUUGGUGCCAGACUAAAUUGGAUUUUACAUUUUGGACUACCUCCAAGAUACCGGCCAGAUGUGAAGUUUAUCCAGGUUGACAUCUGUGCAGAAGAAUUGGGGAAUAAUGUAAGGCCUGCUGUGACUUUGCUAGGAGACAUAAAUGCUGUCACUAAACAGCUUUUAGAAGAAUUUGAUAAAAUACCAUGGCAGUAUCCUCCAGAGAGCAAGUGGUGGAAAACUCUGAGGGAAAAAAUGAAGAGCAAUGAAGCUGCGUCUAAGGAAUUAGCUUCCCAAAAAUCCCUGCCUAUGAAUUAUUAUACAGUAUUCUACCAUGUUCAAGAACAACUACCCAGGGACUGUUUUAUUGUAAGUGAAGGAGCAAAUACGAUGGACAUUGGACGCACUGUGCUUCAAAACUACCUUCCUCGUCACAGGCUUGAUGCUGGUACUUUUGGAACAAUGGGAGUUGGUUUGGGAUUUGCUGUUGCAGCUGCUGUACUAGCUAAAGAUAGAAGCCCUGGGCAGCGGGUCAUCUGUGUGGAAGGAGACAGUGCGUUUGGGUUUUCUGGCAUGGAGGUGGAAACCAUCUGCAGGUACAACUUGCCGAUCAUACUCUUGGUGGUGAAUAAUAAUGGAAUUUACCAAGGUUUUGAUACAGAUACUUGGAAAGAAAUGUUAAAAUCUCAAGAUGCUACUAUAGCGGCCCCUCCAGUGUGUCUUCUGCCAAAUUCUCGUUAUGAGCAGGUCAUGACUGCAUUUGGAGGCAAAGGGUAUUUUGUGCAAACACCAGAAGAACUCCAAAAAUCCCUGAGGCAAACCCUAGCAGACACAACUAAACCCUCUCUUAUCAACAUCAUGAUUGAGCCACAAGCCACACGGAAGGCCCAGGAUUUUCACUGGCUGACUCGCUCUAAAAUGUAAAUAAAGAUGCCAGUGGGUGGUCUUGAGUUUUCUCUUUCCUGCAAGAUGAAAUUUUAUUUUAUGCAGCAAAAUUACUGUAAUGUUAAAAUUAUACAAGAAAAAUAAACAUUUUUGAAUGACA